UCCAUUCACAUACGAUAUAAUAAUAAUACUUUAAAUAGCAUAUAUUAUAUAUAUAUUAAGCCCCAAUCAAAAUCCGAAUUGAUUGAUAGAAGGGUGUUUGUGUGUUUGUUUGGGUUCGAAAGAAAGCAAAAACCCUAAUAAUCUGUGGUUGUGCCCUGACCAUGCCAAUGAAGGGGCUUUUCAAAUCAAAGCCUCGGUCGCCCGUCGACCUCGUCCACCAUCUCCGUUCUCUCCUUCCUUUCGCCGCUCCCAAUCCCUCCAUCCGUAAAUCCAAACGCGAUGAAAAGAUUGGUGAAUUAAGUAAAGUGAUUUUUGAAAUACGAACAUUACUUUAUGGAGAUGAACGGUCAGAACCAGCAGCAGACGCUUGUGUAAAGUUGACACAAGAGUUUUUCAAAGAAGACACCUUCCGCAUGUUAAUUGCUUCCCUCCCUGAUUUGGACCCUGGGACACGUCAAGAUGUUACACAUGUCAUCACAAAUUUGCAGAACCAACGAGUAAAUGGACGAUUCGUUGCCUCUGAAUACCUGGAGAAAAAUGCAGACAUUCUGGCUAUGCUGAUACCUGGUUGUGAUGACUCGGAGCUUGCUAUAUCAUAUGGUGCAAUUUUAAGAGAAUGUCUUCGGCAUCAAGUUGCUGCAAAGUAUAUCCUGGACUCAGAUCACUUUAAAAAGUUCUUCAGGUACAUACAAGAUCCAAGUUUUGAAAUAGCAUCAGACGCAGCAUCAACUUUUAAGGACCUAUUGACCAGGCACAAGUCAACUGUUGCUGAUUUUCUUUCCAAAAAUUAUGACUGGUUCUUCAAGGAGUACAAUACAUUGCUGGAAUCUUCCAACUACAUUACCAGAAGGAAUGCUGUAAUGCUGUUGGGAUCAAUGUUACUGGAUCGCUCAAAUGCCUCUGUGAUGGUUCGAUAUGUGUGCUCAUUGGACAACAUGAGGAUUCUCAUGAAUCUUCUUAGGGACUCGAAUAAGACCAUACAGGUAGAAGCUUUCCAUGUGUUUAAGCUUUUCCCUGCUAACCAGCAAAAGCCUCCAGAGAUAGUGAAUGUGCUAGUUGCAAAUAGGAGCAAACUCAUUCGGUUUUUUAGUGACUUCAGUUUUGAAAAAGCCAAUGAGCAAUUUGAAUCCGACAAAGCUGAAGUGGUGAAGGAAAUUGCCACCCUUGAGCUGAAGGGUCAACCAUGCUCGACUUUGAAGCAAUGCGAAGAAAUUUCAUGCUAAUCAACCACCAAUCGAACACUCUAAAACUAGUUGCUUGGUAACUCUUUUUUAUCUGUUGAACCAAGUAGAAGAAAUGCCUUCAUAUAUUUCUAUUUAACAUGAUAUGAAGGCAUGGUAGUUGGUUUUGUUUAGAUGCUUCACAUCUGAAGGUUGCCAUUAUUUUCUUUUGU
Messenger RNA from Erigeron canadensis, 1393 nucleotides. Its product is annotated as putative MO25-like protein At5g47540. Gene Ontology annotation, molecular function: protein serine/threonine kinase activator activity. The coding region runs from base 162 to 1223 and encodes 353 amino acids. Gene Ontology annotation, biological process: intracellular signal transduction. The record is from RefSeq and is a predicted model, not a curated record. Lineage: Eukaryota; Viridiplantae; Streptophyta; Magnoliopsida; Asterales; Asteraceae. The transcript is spliced from 11 exons.